Messenger RNA from Salvia hispanica, 1208 nucleotides. RefSeq lists its product as uncharacterized. Gene Ontology annotation, molecular function: ubiquitin conjugating enzyme binding; ubiquitin-protein transferase activity. Gene Ontology annotation, biological process: negative regulation of organ growth; protein ubiquitination. NCBI's taxonomy places the organism in Eukaryota, Viridiplantae, Streptophyta, Magnoliopsida, Lamiales, Lamiaceae. The record is from RefSeq and is a predicted model, not a curated record.
CUCACUGUUUUUACUUCAGUGUGUGAGGUGGAGGAAUGCAGGCUUUGGAGUGAGAAACCAAGAGAGAGAGAAGGGGGAAUUCAAGAAUCCAUUUAAUCCUCAGAGGUUGCCAGCUCCCUCUUUGCUGGAAGCUGAAGAUACUGUUAUCUAAUUACCCUGGCUAUGUGUAAUCACUGAGGUAUUGUGCAUUUGAGCUUGAGGGGACCUUAAAAACCGAUUUCAAAGAUUUCAUUCCAUGAUGGCUGAAGCACCGGUGAUGGACAACGAGGUCUAUAAUCAUUAUUUGACUGGUAUGACGCCGGCUGAAUUUGCUGAACAUCUCAAGGAUAGUUGCCCGGAAUUUGGCGAUCUAAAUGUUCAAGAGCUUCUCUUAAUGCAGGAAAGUGCCUUCCAAUUCAUUCAGAACAAAAACCAGAACAAGGACACGGCCUCCAGCUAUGGUGAAACUAGUGACGACAAUUUGGUUUUGGAACAUGAGAAUGAACUACCGCAUGGAGGAAGUAUCGAGCACCAAUUAGCUCUUGAUGAAGCCUUAGCAAGAGCACUGGAACUGGGGGACGACUUCAACUAUCUAUCUGUCAAUGAGGAUGCAACACCUGCUGUUACUGUUAGCGCAGUUGAUAACACAAGAUCAACUUCGAGAGCCACGCCUAGCAGGGCUGGAAGUCAAAACAUAAGGCAAGAUGACUUCGAUCCUGAUACAAUGACUUACGAGGAGUUGCAAUCACUGGGAGAAUCUGUUGGAAGCGAGAGCAGAGGACUUACAGCUGAUCUCAUCUCACGGUUACCAACAUUCAGACACAAAUCAAGCAAAUCUGGCUUGUUCUCGAAGAAAAAGAAGGAAACAGAAGAGUGUGUGAUAUGCCGUGACGGAUACAAGCAAGGAGCUAAAGUGAUCAGCUUGCCUUGUGCACACCAGUAUCAUUCAAAGUGUAUCAAAACUUGGUUGCAGCAAAACAAGCAAUGCCCCAUUUGCCAAAAGGAGGUGCAAGACAACUAGUUCAUCAUGUUAGCGCAGAGCAGAGCAAGAAGAAGUUGCAGCUUGCGUAAUCAAGGAUUUCGACUUUUGUUAUAUCAUCAUCGUCUGUGUUUAUGAACAAUCCCAGAUACACUGCCUUAUAUAGAUGAUAUUUAUAUCCCUCUGUUUUGUGAGACAGUCAACUAGAGAGGGAGAUUGAUGGAGUUUUCAUGUUCAAGUUCUUGAAUUA